Messenger RNA from Anguilla anguilla (European eel), 1800 nucleotides. RefSeq names its product golgin subfamily A member 6-like protein 1. The record is from RefSeq and is a predicted model, not a curated record. The coding region runs from base 1 to 1419 and encodes 472 amino acids. NCBI's taxonomy places the organism in Eukaryota, Metazoa, Chordata, Actinopteri, Anguilliformes, Anguillidae. The transcript has 2 exons.
AUGCUGGAGAAAGUUGUGCAGGUUCUCCAGGAACAGGGCCUCCUGAUGACCGGGGAGAGCCUGGAGGAUCUAAGAGGACUGAGGGAAGAGCUAAGGAGUGAAAGGCAGCGCAUGCAGCAGGAGAGGAACUGCACGGAGCGGCUGAGGCGUGCAGAGAGACAGCAGUGGGAAGAGGAGAAGUCCUCCUGGCAGAGGGAGAUGAGAGAGUUCAGGCAGCAGUGGGAAGAGGAGAAGGCCUCCUGGCAGAGGGAGUGCAUGCGAGUGCUGGAGAGCAUGGAGCAUGAGAGGAGGGCAUACAGGAGGGAGCUGGCACAGCAACAACGAAACCUGGAAGUGUGGAGGCAGUGGGAGGAGUGCCAAUUAAGAGAACAGGUAGAGCGGUUUCAGCAGUCUGAAAUGUGGAGGAGAGAGCAUGAGGAGGAACAGUGCAGAGCAGAGAUGUAUGAAUUGCAUCAGCGGUGGGAAGAGCAGCACCACAGAAUACAGGCCUCAAUGUUUGAGCUGCAUGAAGAGUGGAGGAACUUUGAGGAGCUGAACCACAGAGAACGGGAGGACGUGUUAGAGCUCUUUGAAGGGCUGAGGAGAGAAUGGGUCACCUGGGCAGAACAGAGAAUGCAGGAGAGAAACAUUCUGGAGGAGGAACGAGAAACCAGGGAACAUUACCGGAGGAAAGAGAGGGAGGAGUGGAGGAAGCAGAGGGAAUUCAUGGAGUUUGCAUAUGAGCGCAUGGAACUCCAACAUGAGAUGGAAAUAGAAAGGUUGGAAGUGGAGAUAAGGGAACUGAGAUCACUUAUCUUACACAUAACUGAGGUGAAAACUGAGAGAGAGAGCACUGAGGAGACGUACGAUCCGGUCACCCAGGCCACGGGAGAGACAACUGCGGUUCUGAUAGAGGAGGGGAUCAGUGAGAGAGAAAUGGAGAACGAGCGGAACCUCGUCACAGUGGGGAUAGAAAGCAGUGAGAGGGAGAGCAAGAAAGAGGAGAAAGAAAGCCAGAAACACAAGAAGAAAAAGAGUUUUUGGUCACUGUUCCGCUGUAGAAAGCGAGUCACCACAAAAAAAGAGUGCAAAGAGGAGACAGUUGGACAAAGUGCUCUGAACUUGAGGAAAGUGGGAAAAUUGACAAGUCACAUACUAGCUGGGGAGAGCAGCAGGGAGACUGAGAAGAAGACAGAGGGAGAGGCCAAUGUCAGUAAGACUGAGAGCAAGAACAAAAACAGAACAAGAAGACAAAAGGUUUCUGGUCUGCCUGGCGUGGGAAAAAAUAAGAUGGAAGAUAUAAGAAAAGGGCCCAGAUGGUGCUGCAGCAGAAUCACCUCUGGCUGGAGGCUACAGCAGGCCAGGCUUGGACCGAAACAACACACGGUGACGGAUUCCAGGACCGACCUGUACAGGCCCCUCAGAGUCACGUGGUGGUGAGGCAGUCACAGUGAGCAAACUUGGAAGGUUGGUAAAAGGUCAGCUGGGAUGGAGAACAAGGUAAAGAAACAGGCAAAGUAUUGAAAUGACCAAACUGGAAGAACUAUGGUGGCUCUCUCAUUUAUCUAAGGAAUGAACAUCAUGCGAUUUCUGUACCAAAGCAAGCAUCAUAGCAGCAACAUCUAAAAGAUUAGAGAUUUUGAUGAGAGUGAAUGCUUGCAAUAAGCUGUUUUGCGAAAGUGAGUCAAACAGCACAAGUGAGCAGCUAUCCCAAAGAAUUAUUGUGGGAAAUUUAAUUAAUGUUUUUUACAGGUUGUGUUGUGGGUACACUGAUGGCUAUAUGUAUAUUAGCUGUAGUGACAGAGCAUGGCAGCUUUAGGG